Messenger RNA from Spea bombifrons (plains spadefoot toad), 1681 nucleotides. RefSeq names its product HERV-H LTR-associating 2 (gene HHLA2). The transcript is spliced from 7 exons. The record is from RefSeq and is a predicted model, not a curated record. Gene Ontology annotation, biological process: negative regulation of T cell proliferation; cell surface receptor signaling pathway; cellular response to lipopolysaccharide. Bases 402 to 1496 code for a protein of 364 amino acids. NCBI's taxonomy places the organism in Eukaryota, Metazoa, Chordata, Amphibia, Anura, Pelobatidae. Gene Ontology annotation, cellular component: external side of plasma membrane.
CGGGAUAUGAGCACUGAUGCUUGCAGGGACCACAAGGUUAGUAGCCCUGCAAGUCCUCAGGGUAGCCCUGAGUAAACAGUGACGGGUUGUCACAGUCAGGUGGCUGUUAUUUUUUUCUAUAAAUAUUUUCUAUGUGUAGCUGGCUGUUUGGCUGCAGACACACAUACGCCACACCCUAUACAUUUUUACCAUCGUUGAGAAAGAACAACUAAAGUAACUUUCCAGUAUCAAGGAUACAGUGGAGCGUGAAGCCAUUACCACUUCCUCUGUUGGCUUUUGAUGAGAGGUGGCCACUGAGGAGGGGAGUAACAGACAGAUGAAGACCAAGUGGCUGAAGGUGGAGUGCAGGCUUGGAAGAACCUGGUAAUGAAACAACAUUAUGAAAAAAAGAUUAACUGAACAUGCGUACAUUUAUUUUACCAUCCUUACCCUAUGUGGUGAUUUUUCCGUUUAUGAUUUGUACGGGACAGCCUAGCAUUUGGGGUGAAUUGUCAGAAGAAGUUACCUUACCAUGCUCAUUUACACCAGGAGACAAUGUGGUUAUUCAUUGGUAUGUUGGAUCCAAGAAUGUGCAUAGAUAUUUUAAUGGGGCUGACCAAUUGGAGAAGCAGGAUGUUGGAUACAAAGGAAGAACCUCCCUAUUCCUUAGCGAAUUGAGCAGAGGAAAUGCCUCCUUAAAAAUUAUAAAUGUGCAACGAAGCGAUGAAGAAAAGUAUAGUUGUUAUGUUGGCACAAAGGAAGGACGAGAACAAGAAGAAUCUACAGUGAAACUGCAUGUGGCAGUAUUUAAAGAACAAUCAAUCCACUACGAAGCGAAGAACAAAGAAAUUCAUCUGAGCUGCUAUGUCAAUAACAGUUUUCCAGCCAAUGCAACGAACAUAAGAUGGUAUCAGAAUGGCAAUCUUCACAAAGAAAGUAUGGCUUCAAGAAGCAGUUUAAACAUAACAAAUCAUACUGACAUAAUACAGUGUGUAAUCGAGCAUACAUCACUAAACACUAACUGGACGGGUUACUGGCAAAUGACUGAACACAAUUUGACCGAAGGACAAAGUGCGGAAUUCGAAUGCGAGCUCUGCCAGACCAAAAACACUAGUGUGUCAGUGACAUGGUCACUGAGGAAUAACUCACAGGAAACUGAAAUAGCCUCACUGGACAAUGCCACAGACAAGUUAAAAUUUAGUGAAAAAUAUAAGCCCAGAAUAACUCUGAUUGAUGUAAAUCAUUUUAAAAUAAAUGAUCUCACCGAAGAAGAUGAAGGAGACUAUGUUUGUGUUAUCACUGAAGCAAAAGGAAUGCAUAUCAAUGUGACAUCUAUCUCGAUAAACUCAGCUGAGAGAAGUUAUCUCACAAUCAUUGUUUUCGUAAUAUCAGGGAUCAUCAUUAUCAUCAUUAUAUUGACAAUAUUUUUUAUUCGCCGUUCACAAAAUAGAAGGUACAUGUCUGCUGCAGAGGACCAUGCUGAAGACACGCAGAGGACAAAUGAUCUCCUUUUAUAAGAGUUUGUUACAGCACAAACCUUGUGACAUGUCCUAGUCCUAAGUAUAAAAACAAUGGAGAAAAAAAAUAUUAAUUUUGCUCAGGUGUGCCUCCUGGUGGCAAAACCUGCAUACCUAACAACUACUGUAUUUGCUAGAUUAUAAAAUGAUGACCCCCCCAAAGUUUGAAUAUCAAUUCAGAAAAA